AUGGAAAACGUGGUUCUUCAUCAAAAAGCUACAUCUGGGUCAAUCCCAGUAGCCCCAGAGCUUCAUAGCUUCGACGGAAAUCUUCGGUAUACCAAACUAGUCAGGUUAGCUGAAGCUUUGAAUUCUUGUAAUUCCACUAAAGAUGAUGUUGCGAAUGUUUUGGAGGAUUUAGGUGAUAGAAUAGUAGAACAAGAUGCUGUGGUUGUUCUCAAUAAUAUGGUUAAUCCUAAAAAUGCAUUGCUUGCUCUUAAGUUCUUUCAAAGUAAAUUGAAACCUAAGAGGGAAGUAAUUCUUUACAACGUAACGUUGAAGGUGUUUAGGAAAUGUAAGGACUUGGAUAGAGCAGAGAAGCUGUUUGAUGAAAUGCUUGAGAGAGGUGUUAAACCUGAUAAUGUUACCUUUUCAACUAUGAUUAGGUAUGCUAGGAUGUCAUCUUUCCCUGAUAAGGCUGUUGAGUGGUUUGAGAAAAUGCCCACUUUUGGAUGUGAUCCAGAUGAUGUUACCUACUCGGCAAUGAUUGAUGCUUAUGGUCGUGCUGGUAAUGUUGAUAUGGCUUUCAGCUUGUAUGAUCGUGCUGGAACAGAGAAAUGGUGCAUUGAUCCGGUGACAUUCUCUACUUUGAUUAAAAUUCAUGGGCAGUCAGGGAAUUUCGACGGGUGUUUGAAUGUCUAUGAGGAGUGAAGGCUAUAGGGGCCAAGACAAAUUUGGUUAUUUAUAACACCUUAUUGGAUGCUAUGGGAAGAGCUAAGAGGCCUUGGCACGCCAAGAAGAUUUACAAAGAGAUGACUGAGAAUGGAUUUUCCCCAAAUUGGAUGCCAAGAUUGAGAUUGUGCUGGGGAAGUCUAAGAAAUUUGACUCUCUUAUGACUGCUGCUGUGGCAUCUGAGUUAGCUACUAAAGACAAGGAAAAUGUUAAUAGAAACCUUCUUUUUCAAUGCCUUUUUUUUUUGUUGUAGAUUAAUAUAACAUUCUUUCUUACUCUCUGAUCACACAGAGGUAAAUAGGAGAGUAGGCAGGUGUUCCGUCAUUGAAGAUGGUAGUAUGGAAUGGUUAAAAGAGUACAGAAAAACAGCAAUUUUAAAUAAAAUGGCAUUGUAUAGAGGUUGCAGUUACAUGCUACUCUCUAGUCUCAAUCCUUUUCUCAGGGAGUUGUAAAGAUUUUCUCUGUUACCAUACUAUGUCUUGCUGGCUUUGUAUUCAUUUAAACUUACUGCACAUAUUAUGAUGAGUGAAUGGUUGAUUAGGAAAGGAAUUGCAUU
Molecule: messenger RNA, 1258 nt
Organism: Ziziphus jujuba (common jujube)
Lineage: Eukaryota; Viridiplantae; Streptophyta; Magnoliopsida; Rosales; Rhamnaceae
Product: pentatricopeptide repeat-containing protein At4g16390, chloroplastic-like
Exons: 2
Coding region: 1-681 (226 amino acids)
Cellular component (GO): chloroplast
Molecular function (GO): protein binding
Source: RefSeq, a predicted model, not a curated record